AUGAAGUUAUGGAAGUUUGCUGCCAUCGGCCUGAUUCUCUGUGGUGCUGCACUCCCCCUGCUCGUCCUUAAAGCCACGCCCUCUUCCAAAGCCCCGCCCCUUCCUUCAUCCUCAUCAUCUUCACUUACAGUCAGUAAUUCAUCCUCUUCCAUUGAGUUUGGUGGGCGACAACGGAGAACCAGAUCAGCAGACGGAGAAAACUCUCUUGUCUCAGAAUUCAUGGAGAUGUUCCAGAGUUUCACGGAGGGCGAGCUGAAGCAGGUCAUCGGGACGCUGGUGGAAAGAAAAGCCCGCAGAGAUGCCCAGCUGAGCAAAAGGACUAAACGGGCAAAGAAAGGAUCCAAACCCUGCUCGCUGCGGAAGCUGGUGGUGACAGUCAGCCAGCUGGGGAUUGCCUUUGUCAGCGAUGAGACCAUAGCCUUCCAUUACUGCAGUGGCGAGUGCAACGCUAGCCGUAAAAACUAUGACUUUGUGCUGGAAGCCAUGAAGAAGAAGGGGCUGCUCCGAAAAAACAAGGCUCGCCACAGACCCUGCUGUCGGCCUACAGCGUAUGAGGAGGACUUUCUUUUCCUUGAUAACUCCUUUCAGUACAAGACCAUCCAUGAGUUUUCAGCUAAAGCGUGUGGAUGUAUCUGA
Messenger RNA from Danio aesculapii, 636 nucleotides. It is a transcript of the gene nrtn, whose product is annotated as neurturin. Gene Ontology annotation, molecular function: growth factor activity; receptor tyrosine kinase binding; glial cell-derived neurotrophic factor receptor binding. The transcript is spliced from 2 exons. The record is from RefSeq and is a predicted model, not a curated record. Lineage: Eukaryota; Metazoa; Chordata; Actinopteri; Cypriniformes; Danionidae. Bases 1 to 636 code for a protein of 211 amino acids.